AACUUGCCAUAGGACGAACACGGCCGGAUCGCUUUCCAAACUAGUUCUACCCACCCGGCGGCUGUCGGUCUCCAUCUCCACCUCCACCUCCACCUCCUCAAUCCUCUUUUUAAUCCCUCUCCCCAGUCGCCUUGGAUCCUCGAGCGAGUAAUCCCACGAACUCCCGCUGGGUAGAUUAGGGUUCCUGCUCAGAUCUAGGCGUCCUGCGGCCGAGGCCGUACGCUCACCCCACCUUCGCGUUGGCGGCCGCCCCGGCUGAUCGACGCAUCCGUGGGCCUCCUCCUCCCCAGCUCUCCCGCAACCACCAGGUGCCAUCCGACCCAGUGCUCAGCCGCCUCAAUCCGCUGCCCUCCCCCGCGUACGGCCCGACGAAUUUUCGCUUAGGGUCUAGGGUUCCUGCGGCCGAGCCAGUCCUCUAAUCUCUACCUACUUGCUGCUUAGAUAGGUUCUGUUCCUGCUCAGAUCUGGGCAUCCUGCAGCCGAGCCCCAGCCUUCUAACCCCAACGAGUUUUUGCUGCUUACAUUAGGGUCUAGGGUUCCUGCUCACAUCUGGACUUCCUGCGGCGGGCGAAGAUGAAGGAGAAUAGCCACCCCGCCGGGGGAUCCAAAGUAGCCGCCGCUACCUCUGUUGCCUCUGCUUCUCAUGGCAAGGGAAUCAGGAUUAAGCUGAAGAAAUCCAAUCUCGUUUGGGGAGGCGAUGGACAAGAUGCGAUAGCGGCACUGCAUGGCUCGUCUGAAGAAGGAUCAUGGAAGAAAAUCUCCCCAACUAAUCUCAUCAAUCGCUUGCGAGCGAUGAAGCGCUCCACUCCACCUGAGUCGCCCUCAAGCAGAGAGGCCUGUUCUCCACUCUCUAGGAAGAAGAAAAGGAUCAAGCGGAUUCAUCUGGUGCCAGUGGUGAAGCGCUUCAGCCCACCAUUGACAGGGCCCAGCAAUUCCGAUGCCCUUUCUAGGAAGAAGCACAUUAUCAAACGGAUUGUUGUUGUGCGAGUGACGCCAAAGCGCUCCCGCCGACCUGAGUCACCAUCCAGCAACACUGAUGGCGAAACACAGUCAACUGGAGAUGCCUCUGCUUCCAUUUAUAGGAAGAAGAAAAUUAUUAAGAGGGUCUUGGACAUUGGCCAGCCGAAGGUGGACAUCGCCUCGUUGAUUUUCACGCCAGCAAGGGAUAGCUGCUCUUGCCACUCUCCGACAAAUGAACCCCUUUUAGAAGAAGAGUUUGCCACGUCGAAGCAAAUGAUGAAUGACAGCAUAAGCAAGCCAGAUGGCGUUGAGCCUGCCAACUAUUGUGUCGAUGCAAAUCCAAGGAUGGACAAAUUAAUUCCUCCUGCUAGCCGCAGCAAGAGCAGUUCAGAAGAAAGUACAUGGACACAAGAGAAGAUGGUAAACAUCCCAAUCCUAGCUACAGAAGAGAAGAAGGUUCUAACUGACCACAAACAAGAACAGGGACCAGAGGAAUUACAAAACCUCCUUGAUCUGGACCAAGAGUCCAUCAUGAUGAAGACCAGAUUUCUCAUUGAGAAGUUGAACUCUGCUAAUGUACUAGUAUUUCCUUAUACGUGUGAUGAAAAGCAGCAGGUUGAGGUCUACCAGCGGCUCUCCCGGUACUACAUUGAAGCCCUCAAGUUGUCCUCUCUUGAAAAGGAACUGGAUGAUGCACAAAGUAACAAGGAUUUGGACCCUCUGCAUGUAUAUGAAAAUAUUUUCCUUAAGCGUGUCGAAAAGGAUCCUGAAUGGUACUUCCAUCCCGAACAAUGCAAGCUUGCUGGCUUGGACGACUACCAGCGGCUAGUGCUUCGUGAUGAUCCAAUGUACGGAGAUUGGGAUGAGUACCGCCUGACUUACCAUACGUACCGUGGAGAUCUAGAAUAUGUCAAGUUCCGUGAGGAGAUAUCAGUGAAAAUUAAGUGGAUUGAAGAUGAAGCAGCACUCUUUGGGGAUCAGCGGAUGAAAAACGAGCUAGUGGCUCUCUUUCAGUCAUUGAAGAUUGCACUGCAGUUUCGUAAUAUUCCUGGACGUUCAGUUAUGUCUGGCUUCAGAGAGCAUAUAAAUAACCUUCGGUUCGACUUCAAAGACAGGAAGGACUUGGUCGGUCUCUAUCUUGAGUUAUGGAAACGGGUUGCUAAGAAUAAGGUGAAUUUCGGUGAGGCUUUGAGGCAAUUGUAUAAAGAGGACAUUUUCCCCUCCCGCAAGGGUUUGAUCGAAUUUGCGCUGGAUAGCUGUCCAGACACCAGUUUGAUAAAAUACAACUAUGAUACCUACGUGGAUGGCAUUGAUGAGAAGCUUCCGGAAGAGAAAGCUCAUCCCUUGAUCACGGAGGCCGUUAAGAAAAUGUUUAAGAAAAAGAGGAACUAUUUGGAUUACACCAGAAAGAAGUUGGAAAUCGCAGCACGCAUUGGAUUGAUUCCCACAACAGCCUAGAGGUCACUGCACAACGCGAGGGAAACCACGGUGAAGCAAAGGGUGCAAGAGUGAGCCGAGGGAAGCUAUGGCGUGAGCGAAGAAUGGUCUCUGGUGCUUAUUCCACCCUGCGCCCUGUCCCAUGAGCUGCAAGAGUGAGCUGAGGGAAGCUAUGCCAUGAGCUAAGGAUGGGUAGCUUCCGGUGCUGAUUAUAUCCUCCUCUCUGCCCCAAUGAGCUGCUGGCUCUUUUAUGAUGUCAUCGUCAUGUAAUAGCUUAAAUUUUUUGGAGCGUAGAACUUACUAGAAGCACAGGCGCCUGAUGCUGCGCCCGGUUCCACAAUACUUAUAACAAUUCUUUCCAGUACGCAUUACAACAUGAAGCUCUCGCAAAUAUGGUUCAUCAAAUGACAGCAUGACUUAUAAUUGCAGGGCAAAAUAAUUUUGCUAUUUCUCUAA
Messenger RNA from Triticum dicoccoides, 2853 nucleotides. RefSeq lists its product as uncharacterized. The record is from RefSeq and is a predicted model, not a curated record. The coding region runs from base 574 to 2418 and encodes 614 amino acids. NCBI's taxonomy places the organism in Eukaryota, Viridiplantae, Streptophyta, Magnoliopsida, Poales, Poaceae. The transcript has 11 exons.